GUGGCCAUGCAGCUGUGCAUAUGUUAGUCGGCUGCUAAAUAAAUGAUUGGAAGCAUCUUCCGCACAGGUUCCACUCAAGGUUUUAACCAGGGAUCUAAAAGGGAAAAAAAUAAGAGCAGCAAAAAAAGCUGAGAUGGUGUUGACUGCAUGCAUGCUGGCACUUAUCUUCAUCUGCACAGGAAUGGCUGCCAAAUUUGUUGCUCCACCAUGUGACCUGCACAUGUUUGAUAGUAAUGUUGACAACUGCUUGUUGGAGUUCAACAACAGCAUGGAGACAAGCAGCUAUCAGGACAGGUGCCCAUGGCCAACUGUAAAACGCAUCUACAACAAACUGAAGUUUUGCGUGGACGACUGGGCACGUGUGUCUUGGUGUAGGGGAAACGGGUUUCUCGUUGACAAGGUCUUCCUGGAGGUCCAUGAGACGUACUUUUCGCUCUGUGGAAAGGUCCAAGACCCCCCAUACACCACUCUUAUCAUGUUAAUAGCAUCUGCUACAAUUGCCACAUUUUUUGUACCUGUUUUGUGUAUUCGUCUCACCACCUGGAACACACACUCUGAUGUGCUGAGCUGACAAAGACAGCUUCUGCGGGAUCAUGCUAACUUUGCGUUUGUUAACGGUACAGAGAUUCAGAAAAUUCAAACUCUGGCAAAACAACAUGUGUCAGGGCAAUCAGCAUGAUAAUCCUAAAGCUUUAAAAUUAACCAUAAUUUUUUUAUAAAACAUUUUUACAUCUUUGAGUCCGAGAACAAGUAAUCAUAGAAAGUAUCCCCCAGGAUUAGCCACCUCGUCGGCUAACCAACCUAGCUAUUUGCUUUAAAUAGCUAUUUGUGUGUGCUAGCUAGUUUCUUUACAUGUGUGAGGCUGUGUGUUACUGUCGAUGUAGCCUGUUAUUUUUUGAUUAUUAGUAUCACAUUAUAAUUAUACUCAACAACUAGUUUGGUUAGCCGUUACCCUGGAAAGUAGAUCCCCAUGCAGUUAGUAACAAUAGCUAAUCCAGGGGGCUAAUUUCAGUUUUUUGCUUUCAGACUCAUUAACAAGCGUUUGAAAUGAUAUAUGUAAAGCUUAAGUUUAUUUGGAAAGCUUUAUGAGGCUUGAGCUGCUUGGCCAGCUGUAACCCAUGUUUUACAGAACUCUACGGAGGUGGCGAGUGCAAACUUGGCAUGACCCAUAGUCAGAAAAACCACAAUUAUGAAAACAAGACUUGGGGGAAAAAGUACUGCAAUUUUCUUUUAAAUAAGUGUGACAUGCAUGCAUACACACAUAGACAAAAACAGAACAACAUAUAGCCUAUGUGUCCAUUUAUAGGCAAUAUUUCCCAUUAAUAUUCAAUAUAGAAAAUUAUGCUGUGAAUGUUUUGAACUUUCCGGAACUCAUUAUUUUGUUUAAUAUAGUUAACCCCACCCAUCUGGCACUUACAGUAAGUAGACAGAAACAAAACCUUAAUGAUUUACUGCACUGUUUCACACCAACUUCACAGAAGUGUAUGUGAUACCUAAAAAGACUGUAUUCUAUUGUCCAUUUUUUAUGCUGACCAAAAUAAAGAAGGAUCCUGU
Molecule: messenger RNA, 1554 nt
Organism: Xiphias gladius (swordfish)
Lineage: Eukaryota; Metazoa; Chordata; Actinopteri; Istiophoriformes; Xiphiidae
Product: receptor activity-modifying protein 1-like
Exons: 4
Coding region: 134-571 (145 amino acids)
Biological process (GO): cellular response to hormone stimulus; regulation of G protein-coupled receptor signaling pathway; G protein-coupled receptor signaling pathway
Cellular component (GO): cell surface; signaling receptor complex; membrane
Molecular function (GO): coreceptor activity
Source: RefSeq, a predicted model, not a curated record